UUAUCUUACGAACGAAGUAUCGGAUUGCUAUCGUUCCGCUCAGCAGUUGUAUAUUAUUUUAGUUAUUUCUUUCGGAUAGCCCUCGGACAUAAAUAAUUAUAAUUUUCUACGUAAUUAUAUUAUAAUAUUUUGCAAGAAAAAAUAACAAUAAAGUUGAAAAAGACAAUCGGUGCUCGUAAAGAAUCGUCUGCAAUGGAUCAUCAAAUGUUUAAAAUAUACAACCAAAGAGAUUUUGAUAGAAUCACAAAAGGGAUAAAAGUUGCGCAAUGCAUGCAAUCGAAAUCAUCAUCGGUGCCAGAUGCCGAGGCUGUAUUGAGUCAACUCGAGGAUUUGGUAGUAUCGGAUUCUUUAUGUUGUUCUUUUUGCAAUAUUAUUUUUGAAAAUAAAUCACAGCAAAGACUCCAUUAUAAAUUGGAUUGGCAUCGUUAUAAUCUCAAACGACGACUUCUUGGUCUCAAGUCUGUCACGGAAGAUGGUUUUAGUCUUUUAGCUGAAGAUGAUGAUGUCUCAAGUUUGUCGGGGAGUGAAAUGGAAUCAGAGAACGAAGAAGAAACAGCAACUUCGGAAAAUGGAAGUUCUCCGAGUGGAACAACAAAAGGAACAGACUCUGAUGUGAAAACUGGGACACCCUCUGGCAAGACUAAAAAAAGUGAUAAGAAAAUAUUGAAGCAAAGCAGCUCAAUAUCGGAUGGCUCAGAUACGGAAAUGGACGAAGAAGCAUUAAAAAAAAAAAAGAUGGAAGCCUUGCUUGCUAUUGCCAGUCGUCAUUCAAAAGUAUUUUUUGAAAACGAUGACGGCGACAUAUUCAGCAUUUACAGGUGUUUACUCCACAACAAGAAGGCAAUCCCCGAAAUUGACAAUGAAAUGAUCGCCCAAGCUAUUGAAAGCGGCAUUAAAACAACAUGGACCGUUAUUAUGGUGGGCGGUGGACAUUUUGCAGCUGCUGUUUUUCAAGACGGCGAAGCUCUGGUGCACAAAACUAUUCAUUCCUACACUGUUCGAGCGAAACAAGGUUCGUCGCAAAGUUCGCGAGACCAAAGAACAAUGGGGUCUCAUCCAAAAAGUGCAGGAGCUAGCUUACGACGCUACAAUGAAGCUGCUUUCACUCAGCACAUUCAAACAAUCCUCGGCUCUUGGACUUCGCACAUCGCUAAUUCGUCGUUGAUACUCUAUCGUGCGGUUGGACCUCACAAUCGUUCCAUACUUUUCGGUGGUAAAAAUUCUCUGUUCGAUAAAAAUGACGUACGACUAAGACCACUGCCAUUUCCAACAAGACGAGCCACUUUUAGCGAAGUAAAACGAGCUUACGACGUUCUCAGCACCAUUGAAAUUUACGGUUCUGCAGCUGAUUUUACUGAUUCUUUUCCAAUCUCACCUCGUCAGCCAAUUCGGAAAAGAAUUCCAAAAGUCGAUCUGCUUGUUGAAAUACCAGAAAUGGAGAGUCUCUCUAAAAAUUGCGAGGAUCCGACAGUAGUUGACGCGAGUAAUUCAUCACAAGAGUCUGGAAAAAAUUCUCGGGGUAACUCCACUCAAGUAGGCACUGGAGAACGUCAACAUCGAAGUCCUCGUGCUCAUAUAGAUCGAGCCAAACCACGGAAGAGUCCGCGUCGUCCACUGCCCGAUAUUGUGGCUAAAUUAGCUCAGUACUCGUCGGGAUCGGAACUCGACUAUACGGAGAAUGUGGCAAUCGAUUUUCCAUUAAUCACUCAAGACUGUGAAGUCGAUUUGAACGAUCAUUUACUCGCAUUCCAAAAUACUGUUCCGAGACACGUGAAAAUUCGAAAUAUCAAACGACAGAAGCGAAAAGUUAAAAAAGAACGUGUCGAAGGAGAAUUGCCAAUCAACGAAAUUUUAACAAGCACUAAAUUGCAAUUGUGGGACGCAAGUAAAUCAGGGGACAACGAAUCUCUCGGAAAACUCUGGAAUACGCUGUUGGCAGAGGUCAAAAGGUGUGAAAAACUCAAAGAUGAAAUGGAUGAAAUGCACGAAAAUCAAACGGACAAGCCCGCUAUUUUGCGAGCCGAUGCUUUAACAAAAGUUCUCAAUGAACCAAAUGAGGAGGGAAAUACCAUGUUGCACCUGGCUGCUAUCGGCGGACACUUGAAAUGCGUUUGGUCCCUCCUCGAGUACGGUUCUGAUCCAUGCAAGAAGAACAAAAAACUGCAGACCCCUUAUGCUGCAACAACGGACAAAGAGACUAGAAUAUCAUUCCGACGUUUCAUGGGUGAAAAUCCGGAUAAAUACAACUACAACAAAUCUCAAAUACCAGGGCCACUGACGCUGGAAAUGGAGCAGGAGGAGAUGGAAAAGAAGAAACAACAGAAGAGGGCAAAACGUGGUCGCGAAAAAAUCAAGAAAAAAGAGUUCGAAGUGAAGCGCAAGGAGGAAGAAUCUCGACAGAGAUUUCUCAGUCUGAGUGAUCGGGAAAAGCGGGCUCUGGCAGCGGAACAACGAUUGCAACAGCAGGGCGGAGUGAUUGUGUUGCGUUGUUUUCAGUGUGGUGCUGAUAUAACUGGUCUGGUACCGUUUGAAUACAAUUCAAAUCGUUUUUGCUCGAUGCCCUGUCUCAAAGAGCAUCGGCUCCAUCAUAAGUUUAUUCUUUGAUGUUGCGAACUCUGCAAAACAUCCAAGGAUUUGCUGUGACGCUGUAAGUUAGCGAGAAACUUUAUUUUUUUUUUUUUUUUUUUUUAUGUUAAACAACUUGAUAUCCAAAUAUCGAUUGGGAGCAUAAUUAUUUGCGAUUGAGUAUUGAAUACUUUUGUGUGAAUUAAAUGUAUUUAUUUGUGAUCGGGACGAUAGAAUUUUUCAAUAACAACCGAGUACUUUCAAUCAUGAUUGAUCUACGAAUGAUGUUGAUGAAGAUGAUGAUAAUAAUAGGAAUAAUAAUAAGAAUCAUAAUAACGAUAAUAAUUGAAAGAGAAAAUCAAUAAUCACAAAGACAACGGAUGAGCAUAAGCAAAAAGAAAGGCAAGAGUUUUGAUCUGCCGAUCGUUGAACUGUGUCGUCCAUGACGACUUUUUAUUGAAAGUUACAUAACAAUAUAUUAUGAAUUUAAGACGAGAAGCAUGCAUGGUAUUUGAUUAGGUAAAAGGGUUAAAAAUAACAGCGAAUUAUUCGAGGAAUUUCAACAAUUGUCAAAGGCACGAGGGCACUGGAGAAUAAAACAAACUCCAGAGUAAACGAACAAGGAAGUUCCAUCAAUAAUGAAAUGUUAUCAUCGCUUACUCAAUUCAGUUGUAGAGGAAAAAACAGUGAGGAAACUUUUUAUAUAUUUUUGAAAAUUGAAUUCCCGGACGAUUGUCAAUUGAUUAGUUUCUAUUUGAGGAUGUACGGGCGCGUCGUAUUAGUCAGAUGACAGUCUUUCCAUAUAUUUUUUAAAGGAAUUAUCUCAGUCAUUCAUAUAUAGCAGAAUGUUAAUAAACAAACACUAUCUUAAUUUUUUAAUCGUGAAUAAUAGUUAAGUUGAGUUCAUUGUAUAGAACUUAUUUCAUUCCGAGUUUUUCCCAUGAUUCUAUAGUACAUUGCGAAAAGACAACGUUUGCUAACGUUGAACGUAGUAUUGGCAGAUUAGAUCAGAGAUUACCAUAUAUAACCUUAAAAAGGACAGCUGUCACUUUCAUUGACGAUAUGAUAUAGGUUGCGCUAUAUAUGACAAACGACAAGUGAAGAAUGCGCCUGAAAAAUUUCAAGAUUCUGUAACUUUUGUCGUCUUCAACUCUUUAUUGGCGAUCCACACUACCGAUGGCGGCGCUCGUGUCCCUCGGAAAAAUGGCGCUAUUGGAGUGCAAUUUUAACAGUUGUGCAUGAUUUAGCAGCAUUGGAAACAUGGACCAGUCGUAUUUAAAACUCCGACAAAUUUAUGAAUACGUACAUUUU
Messenger RNA from Venturia canescens, 3876 nucleotides. RefSeq names its product ankyrin repeat and zinc finger domain-containing protein 1-like. Lineage: Eukaryota; Metazoa; Arthropoda; Insecta; Hymenoptera; Ichneumonidae. Bases 193 to 2604 code for a protein of 803 amino acids. Gene Ontology annotation, molecular function: nucleic acid binding; protein binding; zinc ion binding. The record is from RefSeq and is a predicted model, not a curated record. The transcript is spliced from 11 exons.